Pocillopora damicornis (cauliflower coral) is the source of this 3052-nucleotide messenger RNA. RefSeq lists its product as uncharacterized. Gene Ontology annotation, molecular function: stretch-activated, monoatomic cation-selective, calcium channel activity. Gene Ontology annotation, cellular component: plasma membrane. Lineage: Eukaryota; Metazoa; Cnidaria; Anthozoa; Scleractinia; Pocilloporidae. The record is from RefSeq and is a predicted model, not a curated record. Gene Ontology annotation, biological process: calcium ion import across plasma membrane.
AUGCGUUGUUUGUCUCGGUCUCAGAGGGAAAAAUUUGCUGCUCAUUUCCGCUCAUACUAACAGUCUUGUUUACAAAUUUCUGAAUUGGAGUCAGUUGUCAGCAGAGGAGAUCUUUAGAAGAAUCUUUGGAUGUUAAAUACGAAAGUAACAGCCGUGUCUAAAUAACAAAGAUUUCAUUGAUUGUUCUGUCACAAAUUGAGGCCGCGCUCGGUUCGAAUUUUCUCACACGCAUAGUGCCACGUUCAAGGAACACGAAUUUUUAUUUCGACCUCGUAUGAUUCUCGCAAGAUUUCAAGACGUUUUGCGGCUCCGUUUGAAUCUUCAUCUACGUGGUCAAUUCUCAAUGCGUCGGAUCGCUUAUGCGGGCAACAGAAGUGGGAGUCCUCUUGGCAUGGAGUAGAAGCCGUCGACAGUUGUUUAACUACAAGGAACUCGUAAUUCGGGUCCCUGUUUCGUUGUGUCUCCUAGUUUUCUUAAUGCCUUUCACUCGGACUGCAAUAUCGGGUGUUGACGGAGAGAUCGAUAGCAAGUAUCGCCGUUGUUGCGGAAUGCCACUAAAUACCUCUUCGAAAUGCUGGACUGAAGCAGCUUGUAUUUGUGUGGAUUGUGAGAACCGCACGGAAGAUAUCUCAUACGGCAUGGAAUUUUGUUCGUCUUUUCCUUUGAAUGGAAUUUUGAAAAACAGAACUAUUUGCCAAGAGUGGCAAAGCAUAAGCUUACUACAAAAGAAGGACAAAGAGGCUGAAAGAAACUACAAUAAUUUUGAAGGAAUUUUACAGCGUAUCGAUUGUGGGGAAAACUGGGAAACGUACACAUACUCUACAGCAUCAACAUGCCGCGGCUGUCUGGAAGCCUACAAGAACUGGAUUUGCUACACAAAAAUAUCUGAAGCUAUUGAUGAAAUUGAAGAUCAUUACAAGACCCACAAGAGAAGGCAAUGCUUGAAGUUUUGUGAGACUGUGUUACAGAAGUGCCCUUAUCUUCCACCAAACCCACCAGGUGAUGAAGACUUGGUGCAAGUAGGAUAUUCAGCUUUUAACUGCUAUAGUGCGGAAGAAUUGAUUGAAGGGAAUGGGAAUGAUGAAGAUUGCAGAUUAAGUUAUUUCAAUCCAAUGGAAAAAUGCAAGCAGAGCACAAGACUUCUUCAAUCAAUAGCUACUACAGUAACCCCAAGGACAGUAUCAGCCAGUAACUCAAUAUCAAACUCUACAAACACAUAUUUUGAAAGAUAGCUCUGAUGUUUAUGAAAGGGAAGAUCUGUGACCAAGCCUUCAGGCAAGAAUAAUUUGGUAGAUCUCAUCUUAGCUGCUAAAGGUUUAGAAGGUAUAGAAGAUGAAAUAUUUUCUUUGUACAUUGUUCUACUAAAACAAGGGGUGUAAAUAUUCAUGUUAACAAGCUUUGUUAACGUUUUAAUCUAUAAGGACAAAUGUCAUUAGGUUUCCACAUUUUGUGUCAUUUUAGUUUGUUUUUCAAAAGAUUUGUUUUUAUUUAUGCCAUAUGGAUGUACCCUCUGGGCUUUAUACAAAUUAUAUGCUUAGAACCCUUGAGCUCUGCAACACAGUACUGCUAUUAACACUUUCACUUCCAUGAGUGACCAAGAUAGAAUUUCUCCUUACUAUAUCUAUACAAUAUCCUACAGACAAGUGAUGAGAAUAAGAAAAAUGUCAAUUAUGGGAUUACAAAUUGAUCCAAUACCGAAUUCUCCAAACUAACAUAAUGAGAAUUGUUUGGCAGACAGUAAGGAGAAUUACUAAGGAGAUCUUGGGAGUUAAAUGGUUAAAAUUGUUUGAAUUAUUCUUCACUCACUUUAAAAUGAAGGGGCACUAUGAAAUGGGAUUAAAUAUGGAGGAAAUUUCAUCUAAAUUGGUGAAACAACUUAUCUGGCAAGAGCUUAAGGAGAUGGAAACAUACAGUUUGUGCCAUUUUUUAAAUUAAGUAACAGAAUGAUUUUUAGCAUUGAUAUUAUUAUAACAAAGAAUUUACAAUCAUCUAAAAUUUUAUUUAUUUAUUUCCUCUCACCCAAGCAAACAGUAAUCAACAGAAAUUAACAUUAAGGCAAAUUAUUUCAAUGGUAUUCCUCUUCAUUUUCUGUGCUUAUUUUUGAAAAAACAUUUAUGGAAAUUCACUAAUUCAAAUUGAAUUGAUUUCUUUAACUCAUGUAUUAUAAAAUAAUUAUUCUGAACUGUAAACAGAUGAUAUAUAAGUCUUGAAUAUUUGGUGUAAUAGUUAUAGGGGGUUAAGUUAAAGACUUUCCAGAGCACUUACAUGGUGAAGAGUAGUCCAUUUUACAGUUGCAUGCUUGGUUGCCAACCCUUUGAACAGGAGUGAGGCUAAGGGUGACCUUGUUAUGAUACAAAUGUUGUUGCUUUUGAAAUGUGAAUUACUUUGUUAUCGUUCUAACUAGAUACUGGUCUCUAUCACAACAAGAUCACCUUCAGCUUCAUUCCAAAUCAAAGGCUUGGCAACUAAGUAUAUAACUCUAAAAUGAACUAUUUAGAAGAUUUUAUUGUGACUGGAGCAGGCACUUUAACUGAAGCCUGAUAUCUGCAGUCUAGCACUGCCUAUGUGCCAGUUCUCAUGAAUGGGUUUUGCCUUACAGCCUCUCUUUGUUUUCUCCAUUGGUGGCUGCUAAUGGAAAAAGUAAUUGAACUCUUGGAUUGCAGAGUGCUGAAUCAACGUAAUUGUACCAGAAUUGACCAGUUAAUGAAAUAUAUUUUAUACAUAAUAUAUACCAAAUUAUACAUAUUUCUGAAACAAAAAAGCUUCUCUCUGAAUUUGUAGCUUGGAAAUUUGGUUUGCUGUGCAAAUCAAGCAUUUUGCUAUUAGGUAAUUUAAGGACACAUUUUAAAGUAUCUACUGAAUUCUUAUAUGAAGAAUGUAGGGGAUCAUAUUCUGUCUCUAAAAUAAGCCCUGCAUAGUGUUGCUGUUUUUUCAUUGCAUUCAUUGAUGACAGUAUUGUAGGAGUAGUGUGCAGUUGUAGGUUUCAAAAUUCUAAUAUAGUAUGUAAGCUUGUAACAUUGCUUAGAAAGACAAAGUUUACCAACAUCAGCCA